CGCAAGGUAGGGGAGCGCUGGGAGGGCCAGUAAGCAUGUGCCUCCCGUCUCUGGCCCUUUAUUCUUGACCCUCCCAAGCACCCUUGAAUCAGAAUAUAAUCACUUCUAUUCUUCUACCAACUGUCAGCCACUUCCCUACUCUGUGGGCCUCUGGGGACCCUGAGACCAUAUGGGACUCAGCCAAAACUCCCCACAGGGUUCUAGAUGAAGCACAGCUCCCCUACCUCAGUAAGCAGGAAGGGGGGCAUCACAGUCAAGCCUAAACCUGAGAGAACAGAGCUAGAGGUUGUUCUGCUGCAGGAGGGUGGGGAGUUAGAAAACGGAUGGAGAGCUAUCACCUAUCCAGGCCCUUCUUGCCCUCUGGUGACCCCUAACACCUCCCACCCCCCAACGCCUCCAUCUCCAGGCAGGCUCCAGACACCAGGGGAUAUGUUUCUUUUAUGUCAGGUCAAAGUCACAGAGGCCACACACAGGCCCACCCUGAAGCACAGGAGACAAGGAUGUGAUCAUGACUCUUACGGAUAAAUGCAACCUCAGAAUCAUCCCUUAAGCUGGGAUCUCUACUUUCAUCUGGCUUCAGGUGGGCGAGGAGUCACAGAAACCUGGCCUCUGCCCCCAACGCCAUGAUCACAUCCUGCGGUACUUUCCUGCCCACACAUACUUCUUGACAUGCUGUCCACUUCCUCUUGCUCCCCUCAGGGGCCACUCCUGAUGGCAGCUCUCAGCAUGACAUCCUUGAAUCCUUUUCUCAUCCUUCUCCUACCUUUCCAUCAAGGCUAAUGCAAUACUAUUUUUGGCACCCAGGGGCCAGCCCUAGCACCUACUCUAGGCUCUGGAAACUGCAUCUCACUGGCUUUCUGGUGUAAGCCCUACAGUUAUAACAUCAAGGUCAGCAUGCCAGGCUAAGGGAAGCUUCUAGAAUUCCUGCUGACACUUCCCUCUUCCCAGACCCUCCACCUAAGGCUGGGCCCCUAACUCGACCUCUCCUCUGUCUGACCCAUCCAGUUUCUGUGGGGUCUGUCUCUUCAGAGACAACCAUGUGACUGCGAGGAGGGAGUGGGACAGACGGGGGUCAGGGGCAGGCCCAGUGGGUCUUGGGUAACUCAGUCCCACACUAGGACAAAGCCUAAACUCCAAACCUCAGGUCCCCUGGUGUCCCUGUAUCCUUAGCAGAAGGGUUAACACCUCCCAUUAGAAGUUUCUUCUGAUAGCAGGAGACUCUGUUAGGUGUGGAGGAGCUGAGUGUGCUGUAAGGGCUCCAUGCUGGACACUUCACGGCUGGUUGUGGGGCCGGAGCAAUCUCCUGUCUGCAAGUGGGAAUCAACAUUGUCUUGAGUGGAGCUGCCACAGUGCCACCGGGAGUGACAGCUCCACACCGCAGCCCAGGAGAGAUACUGGAGAGGGAAGCUUCAGCCAGAACACUGGGACCAGGAACAUGUCUAGCUGGGUGAGCAUCUGCGCAUCUGCCACCAGGGCUACACCUGCUGCACCAGUGAGAUGGAGGAGAACCUGGCCAACCAUAGCCGAAUGGAGCUGGAGACAGCACUCCAUGACAGCAGCCGGGCCCUGCAGGCCACACUGGCCACUCAGCUGCAUGGCAUUGAUGACCAGUUCCAGCGCCUGCUGAAUGACUCGGAGCGCACCCUGCAGGAUGCCUUCCCUGGGGCCUUUGGGGACCUGUAUACGCAGAACACUCGGGCCUUCCGGGACCUAUAUGCUGAGCUGCGCCUCUACUACCGAGGCGCCAACCUACACCUGGAGGAGACGCUGGCGGAGUUCUGGGCGCGCCUGCUGGAGCGCCUCUUCAAGCAGCUGCACCCCCAGCUGCUGCUGCCUGACGACUACCUGGACUGCCUGGGCAAGCAGGCGGAGGCACUGCGGCCUUUUGGGGACGCCCCACGGGAAUUGCGCCUGAGGGCCACCCGUGCUUUCGUGGCAGCACGCUCCUUCGUGCAGGGCCUGGGUGUGGCCAGUGACGUAGUCCGGAAGGUGGCUCAGGUACCUCUGGCCCCAGAAUGUUCUCGGGCCAUCAUGAAGUUGGUCUACUGUGCCCAUUGCCGGGGAGUCCCUGGGGCCCGGCCCUGCCCCGACUAUUGUCGAAAUGUGCUCAAAGGCUGCCUUGCCAACCAGGCCGACCUGGAUGCUGAGUGGAGGAACCUCCUGGACUCCAUGGUGCUCAUCACUGACAAGUUCUGGGGCCCGUCUGGUGCGGAGAGUGUUAUUGGCAGUGUGCACAUGUGGCUGGCGGAGGCCAUCAACGCCCUCCAGGACAACAAGGACACGCUCACAGCCAAGGUCAUCCAGGGCUGUGGAAACCCCAAGGUCAAUCCCCAUGGAUCUGGGCCUGAGGAGAAGCGUCGCCGUGGAAAACUGGCACUGCAAGAGAAGACCCCCACAGGUACUCUGGAGAAGCUGGUCUCGGAGGCCAAGGCCCAGCUCCGAGACAUUCAGGACUUCUGGAUCAGCCUCCCAGGGACACUGUGCAGUGAGAAGAUGGCCAUGAGCCCUGCCAGUGAUGACCGCUGCUGGAAUGGAAUGUCCAAGGGCCGGUACCUACCUGAGGUGAUGGGUGAUGGACUGGCCAACCAGAUCAAUAACCCUGAAGUGGAAGUGGACAUCACCAAGCCUGACAUGACCAUCCGGCAGCAGAUCAUGCAGCUCAAGAUCAUGACCAACCGUUUACGAGGAGCCUAUGGUGGCAAUGAUGUGGACUUCCAGGAUGCCAGUGAUGAUGGCAGUGGCUCAGGCAGUGGUGGUGGAUGCCCAGACGACACCUGUGGCCGGAGGGUCGGCAAGAAGAGCUCCAGCUCCCGGACCCCCUUGACCCAUGCCCUCCCUGGCCUGUCAGAGCAGGAGGGACAGAAGACCUCAGCCGCCAGCUGCCCAGAGCCCCACAGCUUCUUCUGGCUCUUCCUCUUCACCUGGGUCCUUGCAGCAGCCAGGCCCAGGUGGCGGUAACUGCCCCCUAGCCCCAAGGACUGUUGGCCAAAACAUGCAACAGACAAUAUUUAAUUCCCUUGGCCCUUGGGGCUGAGGGCAGGAUAAGGAGACAGUAGCUCUGAGUGCUGGGGCAGGGUGCAUGGGGUCCUGGCCUCCUGGGUCUGGCGGCGCCUGUCACCCUAGCUUUUAAUUUUGUAUCAGGUCAGCUGCAAGCCAGUGUCCCCAAAAGCCAUGUAUUUCAGGGACCUCAGGGGCACUUCUGGCUGCACACUCCUCCCUUCCCUUCCUGCACCACCCCAGAAGCUCAUGAGGCCAGCCUGAAGGGCGGCUGUUAGCUACAACCCAUCGGAGACCUCAAGUGAGCCUGUGCCUUCCUCUCCUGCCUCUUCCCACUGAGGACUCCCCACCAGACUCCGUGGGCCACAGAUGUCAGAUAUUUUAAGGCCCAUCCCGCAGCUCCCCAGGAAGCCUGUGAGGGACACCAGUAUGUCAGUGUCCAGGCUCUGGCAGGGCCUUCAUGAUUUGCAUGAUACCUUCUGCUCAGAAGCAGCUCCGCAGCCAGGAUACACACACACACACACACACACACACACACACACACACACA
Molecule: messenger RNA, 3546 nt
Organism: Psammomys obesus (fat sand rat)
Lineage: Eukaryota; Metazoa; Chordata; Mammalia; Rodentia; Muridae
Gene: Gpc1
Product: glypican 1
Exons: 9
Coding region: 1498-2958 (486 amino acids)
Biological process (GO): cell migration; regulation of protein localization to membrane; negative regulation of fibroblast growth factor receptor signaling pathway
Cellular component (GO): cell surface; plasma membrane; synapse
Molecular function (GO): fibroblast growth factor binding
Source: RefSeq, a predicted model, not a curated record